Culex quinquefasciatus (southern house mosquito) is the source of this 748-nucleotide messenger RNA. RefSeq names its product U1 small nuclear ribonucleoprotein C. The coding region runs from base 115 to 621 and encodes 168 amino acids. Gene Ontology annotation, cellular component: U1 snRNP; nucleus. The transcript has 3 exons. Gene Ontology annotation, biological process: mRNA splicing, via spliceosome; spliceosomal snRNP assembly; mRNA 5'-splice site recognition. The record is from RefSeq and is a predicted model, not a curated record. Lineage: Eukaryota; Metazoa; Arthropoda; Insecta; Diptera; Culicidae. Gene Ontology annotation, molecular function: pre-mRNA 5'-splice site binding; zinc ion binding.
GCGGAAUCAGUUGAAGUUUGUAUACAGUUAAAAGCGGACGCUCAUGAAAUUUCUCGAGUUAUUCAGAUUGAACUGAUUGUUUUAUCUUGAAAUUUAUAACCAAAGCGAACAAAAAUGCCGAAAUACUACUGCGACUAUUGCGAUACUUACCUGACUCAUGACUCACCCAGCGUGCGUAAAACCCAUUGCACCGGCCGAAAGCACAAGGACAAUGUAAAAUUCUACUAUCAAAAGUGGAUGGAAACGCAAGCUCAGCACCUGAUUGAUGCAACCACCGCGGCAUACAAGGCCGGAAAGAUCCAACAGAACCCGUUCACAGUCGGUCCGCCGAAGCCGCCGAACGUGGCUAUUCCACCGCCGAACAUGGGCAUUCCUACGCGUCCACCCAUGAUUCCCGGCAUGCAGCAGCAGCCUCCGCUGUUGGCCAUGCGUCCCCCGAUGAUGAUGCCCCUGGGGAUGCCGCCCCACCACCAUCCCAUGGCUUUGGGAUACCGACCGCCGAUGAUGACCGGUCCGCCACCGCAAGCACAACCGGUGGAGACGUUUUCUUCAACUGGUCCUGGUCCUGGUAUGUCUCAUCAGUACUCAAACUAUCAUCAGAGAUGGCAAACACGAAAUUGAAGUGCUUUUAGGAGAGUUCGUUAUAUCAACUUGCUUUUGAGUUGUUGUAUUUUUUUGUUACAAUUAUUGCUUAUGCGUUGUUUUCUUUAUUCGCAAUAAAAUAUGAGUUGAAAUCUUUCGUUCCGAA